AUGAAUCAGCGGAGGUCUAUUGGCUUCCCAUUUUUUCAAUCUAGGAAUAGCAUACCGAGGGUGCUUAAUUUUAAACGCCUCUCUGCUCUUCUUCGAGAAAGAAUGAUGGAAGCAGCCAGGCAAUCUAUGUUUUCGAAUGUCCGUGCUGAAAAGUAACUUGCACGUUGACAAAGUGCGCCAAGUUACAUGGGCCAUCUGGGGCUCCCGUUGUCGUACGCCAUAGUUCGACACAUAGCUGCUCUUCUGAAUCGUGAGCACAGGCUCAUUGAGGACUUCAGGGCAUCCAAAUCAUGGACUGCCAAAUUUGUUCGAGAAUGUGGACAGGAAGUGUAG
Haemonchus placei is the source of this 333-nucleotide messenger RNA. NCBI's taxonomy places the organism in Eukaryota, Metazoa, Nematoda, Chromadorea, Rhabditida, Trichostrongylidae. The record is from the annotation of a GenBank genome assembly.